Molecule: messenger RNA, 6385 nt
Organism: Mytilus trossulus (common blue mussel)
Lineage: Eukaryota; Metazoa; Mollusca; Bivalvia; Mytilida; Mytilidae
Product: bifunctional glutamate/proline--tRNA ligase-like
Exons: 38
Coding region: 93-5624 (1843 amino acids)
Biological process (GO): prolyl-tRNA aminoacylation; translation; glutamyl-tRNA aminoacylation
Cellular component (GO): aminoacyl-tRNA synthetase multienzyme complex; cytoplasm
Molecular function (GO): ATP binding; glutamate-tRNA ligase activity; proline-tRNA ligase activity
Source: RefSeq, a predicted model, not a curated record
CAAUAAAUAAAUAAAUAACUUUAUUAGAGCGUCAAAGGGACUAAACUAGGCUGACGAAACACGCCGGCAAGACAACACAAACGUCUCCAAAUAUGGCACUUUCUUUUUCUACACCGAAAGAUAAACCUGCUAUUGCUGCCUUGUUGACGGCAGAGUUUGUAGUGAAAGCAGGAAAGCCUGUCAAGAUCGAGCUUGGAAAUAAUACAUCAUUGGUAGUUGAUAAGAACACUUCUUUCAAUACAAACCACUCAAUCUGCCGAUUUUUGGCCAGAAGUUUUCCAGAGCUUGGCAUUCAAGGAAAUACAGCUGUUGAAAAAACUGAGGUUGACCAUUGGUUGCUGUUUGCUCAAGGGAGAUUAUCAUGUGCUAAUGAUUUUACUUCAGCAGUUGUCUACCUUGAUACAGUGCUAGGACCAAUCACUUACCUGGUUGGUCAUAGUGUUACCAUUGCUGAUUUUGCAGUUUGGGAAUGCUUACAUAGUAAUAGUGCAUGGCAGAAGUUGUAUAUCAGUGGAGAAGCACCAGUUAAUGUCAAGAGAUAUUAUAAAUAUUUAUGUGAACAACCUGUCUUCUUGUCCAUCAUGAAAAAGACCCCUAAGGUUGAAGUCAAAGGGGGAAGUGGAAAAGAUAAAAAGACAGAGUCUUCAGUUAAGAAAGAUGAAGGAAAGUUUGUUGACCUCCCAGGAGCAGAGACGGGAAAAGUUGUGGUCAGAUUUCCUCCAGAGGCAAGUGGAUUUUUACAUGUUGGACAUGCUAAGGCGGCCCUUUUGAAUUAUUACUACAGAGAGAUGUUCAAAGGAACGUUGAUUAUGAGAUUUGAUGACACAAAUCCAGCUAAAGAAUCAUCAGAGUUUGAGAAGGUAAUAUUGGAAGAUGUGGCUAUGUUGGGUAUUAAGUAUGACAAGUUCAGUCACACGUCAGAUCAUUUUGACUUGAUGCUUGACUUGUGUACCAAGAUGAUUAAAGAAGGAAAAGCCUACGUGGACAAUACCGAACCUGAGCAGAUGAAAAAAGAACGAGAGGAAAGGGUAGAAAAUGAUAACAGGAGAAACAGUGUUGAGAAGAAUUUGAAAAUGUGGGAGGAGAUGAAGAAAGGAUCUGACCCUGGACUGAAAUGCUGUGUCAGGGCCAAGCUAGACAUGCAGUCAGAUAAUGGCUGUUUGAGGGACCCAACAAUGUAUAGGUGUAAAAAUGAGACCCAUGUAAAAACUGGUAACAAAUACAAAGCGUAUCCAACCUAUGAUUUUGCCUGUCCAAUCGUAGAUAGUGUAGAAGGAGUGACACAUGCCCUGAGAACCACAGAGUACCAUGACAGAGAUGAUCAGUACUUCUGGUUUAUAGAGGCACUCAAACUAAGAAAACCCCAUAUCUAUGAGUACAGCAGAUUAAAUCUUCAGAAUACAGUACUGUCUAAGAGAAAACUGACCUGGUUUGUUAAUGAGGGAAUUGUAGAUGGAUGGGAUGACCCUAGAAUGCCAACAGUUAGAGGUGUACUUAGAAGAGGACUUACAGUAGAGGGAUUAAAACAGUUUAUUGUAGCCCAGGGGUCUUCCAGAUCUGUGGUUAUGAUGGAAUGGGACAAGAUAUGGUCUGUUAAUAAGAAGGUAAUAGAUCCCAUUGUACCAAGGUACACAGCUCUGUUGAAAGAGGAUGUAGUUCCUGUAACGAUGAAAGGGGCUGUGGAGAGUAUGAAACAAGUUCCUAAACAUCCAAAGAAUGGAGAAAUAGGAGACAAGGAUACAUGGUAUAGUCCCCUGAUAUAUAUAGAGGGCGCUGAUGCUGAGUUGAUAUCAGAGGGAGAAAUGGUUACAUUUGUCAACUGGGGAAACAUCAAUUUCACCAAAAUUGUCAAAGAAAAUGGAAAAGUAAAGUCUAUGGAGGCUGUUUUGAACUUGGAUAAUAAGGACUUUAAGAAGACGCAGAAGAUCACAUGGUUAGCUGUAACAGACAAGGCUCCAUUCAUUCCAUGUGUUUGUGUCCAGUAUGACCACAUUAUAACUAAACCUAUACUUGCCAAAGGAGAGGACUUUAAACAGUAUGUCAACAUGAACUCUAAGCAAGACAAUGUAAUGUAUGGAGAUCCAUGUUUGAAAGAUCUGAAGAAAGGGGACAUAAUCCAGCUCCAGAGGAGAGGAUAUUAUAUCUGUGAUCAACCAUAUGAAUCUGUGAGUGUGUUCACUGGAAAGUGUGGUCCAUGUGUACUUCUGAAUAUUCCAGACGGUCAUCAGAAAGAAAUGCCCACAGCUGGUUCUAAACAUAAACAGGAAGGCAGUGCUAAAGAGAAAGCUCAAAGUAAGAAAGGUAAAGCAGCAGAAAAGUCACCAAAGGAUGAAAACCCUCCAUCAUCUAUAAACCUUGAUUUAGUCGAUUUAUAUAACAGAACUAAAGCUCAGGGAGAAAGGGUCAGAAAUCUUAAGACUGAAAAAGCUAAAAAGGAGUUGGUUGAUACUGAAGUUAAGAUACUGUUGGCCCUGAAAGCUGAAUAUAAGGCUGCCACUGGUAAGGACUGGAAACCAGAUGAUCCACCAAAGGCAACACUGACUUCAGCAACAAGUUCUGUAAAAGGCGAUGCUGGAAAACUGAAUGAAGAGAUUGCAGCCCAGGGUAAUAAAGUCAGGGAUCUUAAGAGUGCCAAGGCUUCAAAAGCUGACAUUGAUGCAGCAGUAAAGGCUCUCCUGGCAUUGAAAAUUGAAUACAAAACUGCUACUGGUUCUGACUGGAAACCAGGCUGUGUUCCUCCUUCCACUGGAGCACCACCAGCUGCAUCAUCCACUGGAGGGCCUGGUGUUGACAUUAAUAACAAAAUAGCAGCCCAGGGAGAUAAAGUCAGACAGUUGAAGUCUGAAAAAGCAGCCAAGGCUGACAUUGACGCAGCAGUAAAGGCUCUACUGGCAUUGAAAGCUGAAUACAAAACUGCUACUGGUUCUGACUGGAAACCAGGCUGUGCUCCUCCUUCCACAGGAGCACCACCAGCUUCAGCAUCCACUGGAGGGGCUGGUGUUGACAUUAAUAACAAAAUAGCAGCCCAGGGAGAUAAAGUUCGACAGUUGAAGUCUGAUAAAGCAUCUAAGGCUGACAUUGAUGCAGCAGUAAAGGCUCUCCUGGCAUUGAAAGCUGAAUACAAAACUGCUACUGGUUCUGAUUGGAAACCAGGCUGUGCUCCUCCUUCCACAGGAGCACCAUCAGCUACAGCAUCCACUGGAGGGGCUGGUGUUGAUAUUAAUAACAAAAUAGCAGCCCAGGGAGAUAAAGUUCGACAGUUGAAGUCUGAUAAAGCAGCCAAGGCUGAUAUUGACACAGCAGUAAAGGCUCUUCUGGCAUUGAAAGUUGAAUACAAAACUGCUACUGGUUCUGACUGGAAACCAGGCUGUGCUCCUCCUUCCACUGGAGCACCACCAGCUUCAGCAUCCACAGGUGGGGCUGCUGGUGAUAUCAAUAACAAAAUAGCAGCCCAGGGAGAUAAAGUUCGACAGUUGAAGUCAGAUAAAGCAGCCAAGGCUGACAUCGAUGUAGCAGUGAAGGCGCUGCUUGCAUUGAAAGCUGAAUACAAAACUGCUACUGGUUCUGACUGGAAACCAUGCUGUGCACCUCCUUCUACUGGAACACAACCAGCUUCAGCAUCCACAGGAGGGUCUGGUGUUGAUAUCAAUAACAAAAUAGUCGCACAGGGUGAUAAAAUCAGACAGUUGAAAUCUAGUAAAGCAGCAAAGAAAGAAAUCGAUGAAAAUGUAAAGAUUUUAUUGGAUCUGAAAGCCCAGUACAAAACAGCUACAGGUAAAGACUGGAAACCAACCCCAACCACUGCGACACCAACUGCUGAGAAAAUGCCACCUACCACUAAAGAUGCUUCAGACCUCAAGUCCCAGAUAGAUGCACAGGGUGAGACAGUCCGCAAGUUAAAGUCUUCUGGAGCAUCAAAGGAUGAAGUAGAUAAAGAAGUGAAGACAUUGUUAAGUCUCAAGGAAAAGUAUAAAGAGCAGACAGGGGAAGAUCUGGCUGGAGGUGGUGGAAGGAAAGACAAAAAGGACAAGAAGGAUAAGAAACCUAACAAAGAAACCAAACAGGAAACUAAAAAACCAGUACAAGAUGAUAGUCAAAAAGACCACAAGAAAAUAACAAGGUUAGGUUUAGAAGCCAAGAAAGAAGAGAAUUUAUCUGAUUGGUAUUCACAGGUCAUACAGAAAGCUGAGAUGAUAGAAUAUUAUGAUGUAAGCGGUUGUUACAUUCUCCGACCAUGGUCAUAUUCUAUAUGGGAAUGUAUUAAGGAAUUCUUUGAUACAGAGAUAAAGAAACUAGGAGUAGAGAACACAUAUUUCCCUAUGUUUGUGUCCCAUGCAGCAUUGGAGAGAGAGAAAGCUCAUAUAGAAGACUUUGCCCCAGAGGUUGCCUGGGUAACAAGAUCUGGAAAAUCUGAAUUAGCGGAACCAAUAGCUAUUCGACCAACAAGUGAAACUGUGAUGUACCCAUCUUAUGCCAAAUGGAUAAAAUCUCACCGAGAUCUUCCACUGAAGCUCAACCAGUGGUGUAAUGUUGUGAGGUGGGAGUUCAAACAUCCACAACCAUUUCUCCGAACCAGAGAGUUUCUAUGGCAGGAGGGUCAUACAGCCUGGUCUAACAAGAAAGAUGCUGAGGAAGAGGUAUACACUAUCUUAGAACUUUAUGCCAGAGUAUAUGAAGAUUUAUUAGCUAUCCCAGUAGUUCGUGGAAAGAAGACUGAAAAAGAAAAGUUUGCAGGUGGAGAUUAUACAACAACAGUAGAGGGUUAUAUCUCGGCCAGUGGGAGAGCUAUUCAGGGUGCUACAUCACAUCACUUAGGACAGAAUUUCUCCAAAAUGUUUGAGAUAGUAUUUGAGGAUCCAGAAACACAAGAGAAACAAUAUGUUUACCAGAAUUCCUGGGGAUUGACCACACGUACGAUUGGUGUUAUGUGCAUGGUACAUGGAGAUAACACUGGUCUAGUCCUGCCACCAAGAGUGGCAUGUGUUCAGGUUAUAAUAGUACCAUGUGGUAUCACAGCUAACCUGUCUGUUGAAGACACAAAGGCUCUGAUGGAUAAAUGUACCGAGUUCAAGGACUUGUUAUUAAAUGGCGGCAUUAAAUGUAGAGCUGAUCUCCGUGACAACUAUUCUCCAGGAUGGAAGUUUAAUCAUUGGGAAUUAAAGGGAGUUCCAAUCCGUUUAGAACUUGGUCCACGUGAUAUAAAGAACAACCAGUUUGUAACUGUAAGAAGAGACACUGGUGAAAAAGUAACCAUGAAGAAUGAUAAUGCAGUCAGUCAGUUAAAGACAUUGCUAGACAAAAUACAAGAAAAUCUUUAUUCAAAGGCAAAGGCAGAUUUAGAUGAACAUUUAACAAUAGCUCAUGAUUGGACUAGUUUCUGUGAUAUGUUGGAUAAGAAAAAGAUUAUACAAGCACCAUUCUGUGGAGCCAUUGCUUGUGAAGAAAAAGUCAAGAAGGAUAGUGCAAGAGAUGUGGUUGUAGAAGAGGGGGCACCUGCAAUGGGCGCUAAAGGAUUGUGUAUACCAUUCAAACAACCUCAGAAGUUACCAUCAGGAGCCAAGUGUAUAUAUCCAGAUUGUAAAGACAAACCACAGUUCUAUACAUUGUUUGGACGAAGUUAUUAAAAACUUACAAAAAUGUAGAUCUAAAUACUUUGUUCAACACACAAUUUAUAUUGCAUGUUUAGGUAAUAUCAUGAAAGAAUCACAAAUAUGGAAAGAUUUCAAAAAGGCUAAGAAAAAAUGUAGUUUACAUAUGCAUUUUGUUCUUCACUUUUAAUGUAUCUGCUUUCAGUACAUGUAUUAAGAUGUGUACUCAGUAAAACAUCCAAUAUUCCUAGGAAAUCUGUUGGAAUGUACUUUCUAUAAAAUUAUGAGAAAAAUUAAUGCUUUGUUUAUCUCACAAAAAUUUAUAGUUUAGAAAAAAUAUACCUGUUUAGAGACUAAAUUAUCAAUUGAAGUCAAAAUAAUUUAUGAAACCAUCAAACUUGAUUAGUGCUGUUAAAUUUGUUUUUAAUGUAUUUAUUUAUAAGAAUGUUAUGACUGGAAUACUAGUUUUCAUUUAUUGAAGGUUUUUAUCGGUUACAUUACUUCAACUUACAAACGUGUCAAAAUUUCAUGUAAUUUAAGCAAAACUAUAAACUUUUUCAAUACAAUAUACAAUAUACAAAAAUGUUUGAACUUCGCUUUCUUGAUAAAAAUGUAUUAUUUUGAAAUCCAAAUAUGGAACUAGUAAGACAUUGUUGUUAGUGAUUUACUCUAUAAUCUACUUACGUUGACAACUACCAAAGAAUUAUGUUAUUUAUACAUAAAAUAUUUUAUGAUUAAAUCAGAGUUUAUGCUGAAAAGAUUGAAAAUAUAUUAUUGAUAUUGAAUAAAUACGUCAU